CGCCGGCGGAGACAUUUGCGAGGCGAGUGUCUCCAAGAUGGCGGCGUGGGGAAGGAGGCGCGCGGGCCCCGGCGGCACCAACAGCGGCGGCGGCCGGGACAGGGUGACCUUGUCCUCCACGGACUGUUACAUUGUGCACGAGAUCUACAACGGGGAGAAUGCUCAGGACCAGUUUGAGUACGAGCUGGAGCAGGCACUGGAAGCGCAGUACAAGUACAUCGUGAUCGAGCCCACGCGCAUCGGUGACGAGACGGCGCGCUGGAUCACCGUGGGGAACUGCCUGCACAAGACGGCCGUGCUGGCGGGCACCACCUGCCUCUUCACCCCUCUGGCACUGCCAGUAGAUUAUUCUCACUACAUCUCCCUGCCCGCUGGAGUGCUGAGCGUGGCUUGCUGCACCCUCUACGGGAUCUCUUGGCAGUUUGAUCCCUGUUGCAAGUACCAGGUCGAGUACGAUGCCUAUAAACUUUCGCGCCUGCCCCUGCAUACGCUCACCUCGUCCACUCCCGUGGUGCUGGUGAGGAAGGACGACCUGCACAGAAAGAGACUGCACAACACGAUAGCACUCGCUGCCCUGGUGUACUGUGUAAAGAAGAUCUAUGAACUCUACGCUGUAUGACUUCAGCAGGGAAGAGAGAAACCCACAAAGACAAGUGUAUUAAGACUCCCACAGUAACAUUUUGUUUUUCCUCUUUGAGAAGCGGUGGAGACUGGGAAGGAUUUGGUUUAAUAGAGCUGUUAUUUUUCAAAUAACACAUCACUGGUGCACCAAGGUUUUUCAGUUCUUCGUUACACUUGAGAUGUGGAUGUGUGGUGACUUGAGAUCCGUAUGUUAGGCCAGGGGAGUCCAAUCCAGCAGCAGAAUGUCGAUGAAAGAAAGCAAUAGAAAGAAGGGGUGUGAGAGCUGCUUUCUUUUUUUUUCCUUUUUUUUUUUUUUUUUUGGGAAACAUUUAAGUAUAUUGUUUAAUUGUAUUACACAGAACCAGCCAGAAGUUAUCAUUGACCAUUAAAGGAUGAGAAUUUCAAAUGCU
Molecule: messenger RNA, 1031 nt
Organism: Pseudopodoces humilis (Tibetan ground-tit)
Lineage: Eukaryota; Metazoa; Chordata; Aves; Passeriformes; Paridae
Gene: TMEM11
Product: transmembrane protein 11
Biological process (GO): inner mitochondrial membrane organization
Cellular component (GO): mitochondrial inner membrane
Source: RefSeq, a predicted model, not a curated record